Molecule: messenger RNA, 1549 nt
Organism: Lingula anatina
Lineage: Eukaryota; Metazoa; Brachiopoda; Lingulata; Lingulida; Lingulidae
Product: beta-1,3-galactosyltransferase 5-like
Source: RefSeq, a predicted model, not a curated record
UCCCCAGCAAAAAAGAUAAAGGAACAGUUCUAGUUAAACCAGUGCAAGUGAGAUAGCAAGUUACAUGUACAUGUACACGUGUUUUUACAGGGUUAUCCUUGCACCAACUAAGCUUACCCUCCGGUAAGGAAAAAAAAAAGAGUAAGGCACAGUGCUGGCGUGACUAAGUUUAUUGUGGUUCACUGUAUGAAUUACAAUCACGUCCUGUCGUUACACGAAGGCACAUCAUACUGAACGCUGAGAGCAUGGAGGCCUGGAGAGAAAAAGGAUAAAAUUUAACAUGUCGCUGACAAGAAGGUUUUUGAUUCCUGCUAUUUUCGUAAUAUUUGCAGUGUACACAUUUUACCUAUUGUUAAGGACAGCUCCCUGCACAACCUGGAGAGAUAUUAAUAGACAUGAUCUGUUAGGAAACAACAGAAACAAUUCAAGAGAAACAAAGAAAACAGAACAAAGCAAACGAACAACAAAAGCAAAUGUGCAUUUAACCAAAGAGCAAAAACCAUUUGAAGUGAAUUCAAUCUUGAAGACGAAAAUUGAAAACUCGAAAAAAAUUUCGCAGAUGAGUCAGGGAAACAAGGAGUCAAAUUGGCACGUACAUAGGUACAACUAUAUUAUCAAUCCUCGUUAUUUUUGUCAUAAGGACAUUUUCAAUAAUAGUGUGUUUCUUCUUGUUAUGGUUCCGUCUGCUCCAGAGAAUUUCGAAAGACGCCUUCAGCUGCGAAAAACGUGGGGUAGUAUAAGUCAAGCACUGGGGGAGCGUAUCAGGACGAUAUUUGUGUUAGGACAAAGUUCUGAUCAUAAACAACAAGAAAGGAAUAUGUUGGAAGCUGAAAUCUUUAGGGAUGUCUUACAAAUUGAUUUUAAUGACACAUAUAGGAAUCUUACAUUAAAAACAUUAUCCGCUAUGCGUUGGGCGCUUACCUGUUGCGACAAAGCCAAAUUUAUCAUGAAGGCAGACGACGACAUCAUAAUGCAGUAUAAACUAGUAGUGCGAACACUUCUCGCACGGACUGCGGUGAAAAAUGCAUCGGACUGUUUUAUGGGAUUUGUUUUCAAAGACAAACCUCCAAUACGAAACCCCUUGGAUAAAUGGUACGUUGGUGAAAAUGAAUACCCUGGAUCAAAAUUUCCACCGUAUGUGAACGGCCCGAGCUACAUUAUGGCCAUGUCAACCGCUCGGAAAUUGUUGUCCGCGGCUUUCACGUUGCCGUAUCUUUCUAUGGAAGACGCUUUCUUGGGGAUUGCAGCAGAAAAAGCCGGGGUUACGCCAGAACAUGAUGGACGUUUUGUUCCUUUCUUCUGGCCGGGGCACGAGUACAAUUUUUGCGCUUACCAGCACAUGUUAACAAUCCAUGCCAACCCAGAAGAUAUCAAACAGCAGUUUUGGAGUGACUUGAAAAGAGCGAAUAGUUUUAAAUGUCCAAAACCUAACUGGAAUAAUUUUGCAUGGUAUAAGAUUAAUUUUGGAUUGUUCUAAAUUAAUGCUACCACCAAACGCACCUUUAAGAUAUCUUUGACUAUUGCUACUAUUGCAAUCCAAAUGAUGGUA